Cuculus canorus (common cuckoo) is the source of this 2162-nucleotide messenger RNA. RefSeq names its product tec protein tyrosine kinase (gene TEC). The coding region runs from base 214 to 2103 and encodes 629 amino acids. Gene Ontology annotation, biological process: regulation of platelet activation; T cell receptor signaling pathway; peptidyl-tyrosine autophosphorylation. The transcript has 18 exons. The record is from RefSeq and is a predicted model, not a curated record. Gene Ontology annotation, molecular function: non-membrane spanning protein tyrosine kinase activity; protein binding; ATP binding. NCBI's taxonomy places the organism in Eukaryota, Metazoa, Chordata, Aves, Cuculiformes, Cuculidae.
UGUUUAAGAACAGCGCGGCUCCCCGCCGCCCCCGAGCCUGCGCUGCUGCCCCGGGGCGGGGAGGCGCCGCCGCGCUCCCGGGCCGGAGCGGGGCAGUGCGGUGCCCGCCCGCCCCCUUCCGCCUUCCCCGCGCCGGGGCUCCUUCCUCGGGGCGGCCCGGGCACCCAGGAACUGAUAUUAAAUGGCUAAAACCAAAGGUGAUAAGUGGCUGAAAUGAAUACAACUAUCCUACAAGAGAUUUUGAUUAAAAGAUCACAGCAGAAGAAGAGAACUUCUCCGUUAAACUACAAAGAGAGGCUUUUUGUACUUACAAAGUCUAUGCUAACAUACUACGAAGGUCGAGCAGAGAAAAAGUACAGAAAAGGAUCUGUGGAUAUCUCAAGGAUUAAAUGUGUAGAAAUUGUAAAAAGUGAUGGUAUUAUUCCCUGUCAAAAUAAAUAUCCAUUUCAGGUUGUGUAUGAUGCCAAUACUCUUUAUAUUUUUGCACCAAGCGCACAGAGCCGGGAUCAAUGGGUGAGGACUCUGAAAGAAGAAAUAAUGAACAACAGCAAUAUAAUGGUAAAAUAUCAUCCUAAAUUCUGGACAGAGGGAAUUUAUCAGUGCUGCAGACAAACAGAAAAAUUAGCACCUGGCUGUGAAAAAUACAGUCUUUUUGAAAACAGUGUCAUGAGAUUACCCUCUCCAAUGCCAGAAAAAAGUGUGCAAAGGCCUCCGCCACCUGCUCCUCCAGCUGAAGAAAAUGGCAAUGAAGAGGAGGAGAUAGUGGUAGCAAUGUAUGACUUUGAGCCUACAGAACACCAUGAUUUAAGAUUAGAGAAAGGUGAAGAAUAUACAGUGAUUGAGAAGAACGACAUUCACUGGUGGAAGGCGCGAGACAAAUACGGAAAACAAGGAUAUAUUCCAAGCAACUAUGUAACAGGAAAGAAGUCCAACAACCUUGAUCAAUAUGAGUGGUACAGCAGAAACCUGAACAGAAGCAAGGCUGAGCAGCUCCUCAGAAACGAGGAUAAAGAAGGUGGUUUUGUGGUGAGAGACUCAAGUCAGCCUGGCCUGUAUACAGUUUCCCUUUACACAAAAUUUGGAGGAGAAGGUUCAUCAGGAAUACGACACUACCAUAUAAAAGAAACAGUGACAACACCAAAGCAGUACUACCUCGCAGAAAAACAUCUCUUUAACUCCAUUCCAGAAAUAAUUGAGUAUCAUAAACAUAAUGCAGCAGGUCUUGUUACCAGGCUGCGUUACCCAGUGACCCCAAAGAAGACCACAGCACCAACAACAGCAGGAUUCAGCUAUGAGAAAUGGGAAAUUAAUCCGUCGGAACUUACAUUCAUGAGAGAACUGGGGAGCGGUCUGUUCGGUGUAGUGCGCCUUGGGAAAUGGAGGGCGCAGUAUAAAGUGGCCAUCAAGGCAAUUCGGGAAGGUGCGAUGUAUGAAGAGGAUUUCAUAGAAGAAGCUAAAGUAAUGAUGAAGCUAACGCAUCCUAAAUUAGUUCAGCUGUAUGGUGUGUGUACACAACAGAGACCUAUUUACAUCGUGACAGAGUUCAUGGAGCAUGGCUGCCUUCUCAAUUACCUGAGACAAAAACGAGGAGUUUUGAGUAAAGACGUCCUGCUCACUAUGUGCCAAGAUGUAUGUGAGGGAAUGGAGUACCUGGAAAGAAACGGCUUUAUCCACAGAGACCUGGCUGCCAGGAACUGCUUGGUGAGUGACUCAGGAGUGGUCAAAGUGUCAGAUUUUGGAAUGACAAGGUAUGUCCUUGAUGAUCAAUACACAAGUUCUUCAGGGGCUAAAUUUCCUGUGAAAUGGUGUCCCCCAGAAGUUUUUAAUUAUAGCCGAUUCAGCAGCAAGUCAGAUGUCUGGUCGUUCGGUGUUUUAAUGUGGGAGGUAUUUACUGAAGGAAAAAUGCCAUUUGAAAAAAGCUCCAACUAUGAAGUGGUAACGAUGGUUAGCCAAGGACAUCGUUUGUAUCGGCCCAAACUAGCCUGUAAGCAGGUGUAUGAAAUGAUGAUGAUGUGCUGGCAGGAGAAACCAGAGGGACGCCCAACUUUUGAAGAAUUGCUUCACACAAUCAUUGACAUUGCAGAGGGUGAAGACGCUUUCUGAAAAAAGACAACAGCAGCACAAAUGCAGGAAAGAAGUCACUUUCCAGGGAUGUGGCUUUG